Molecule: messenger RNA, 1087 nt
Organism: Macrobrachium nipponense
Lineage: Eukaryota; Metazoa; Arthropoda; Malacostraca; Decapoda; Palaemonidae
Gene: TfIIEbeta
Product: transcription initiation factor IIE subunit beta-like
Exons: 7
Coding region: 152-979 (275 amino acids)
Biological process (GO): transcription initiation at RNA polymerase II promoter
Cellular component (GO): transcription factor TFIIE complex
Molecular function (GO): TFIIH-class transcription factor complex binding
Source: RefSeq, a predicted model, not a curated record
UGUACCCAAGGUAACGUUCCCUCAGACCCUGGUCGGGGGUCGAACCUUUGGGCUUUGGCUUUGUUUACGUUAGUGAGUCGAAAACUGCAGUCGAAGUGUCACUACUGCUAAAUAAUUUCCGACUUGUCUACGAUUUACGGAUCACAUCAAAAUGGACCGAUCACUGAUGAGAGAAAAGGAGGCCUUUAUGAGGCGUGCCAUUGCUAACCCGUCUGUUGAAGUUAAGAAGCGUAAAACUGAAAGUUCACAUGUUGAUUCGGCCAAAAAGAAGUCUGCAAGUAAACCUCCUACAACCGACACUGGCGGGUACAAAAGUAUGUCUGGUGCUGGGCAGCACAAAUUUACAGCCUUAGCCAGAAUUGUCAAGCACAUGAAAGCCCGUCAUCAAGAUGGUGAAACUCACCCUCUCUCCAUUGACGAAAUAUUAGACGAGACAAACCAACUUAACGUUGGGUCGAAAGUUAAGCAGUGGUUGGUGAAUGAAGCCCUCCCAGAUAAUCCAAAAAUUCAAGAAGUAGAUGGCAAAUAUCUUUUUAAACCUGCUUUGGCAGUCCGAGAUAGAAAGACAAUGCUCAAACUUCUUCGUCAUCACGAUAUGAAAGGUUUUGGCGGCGUUUUAUUGGAUGACAUUCAAGAGUCUCUUCCUCACUGUGACAAAAUUAUGAAGCAACUUGAGAAAGAUAUUCUUCGCAUUACACGACAGACUGAUAAAAAGCAGAUCAUAUUUUACCAUGACAAAGGAAUACAAUUUCCUGUUGAGAAAGAAUUUCAAAAUCUUUGGAGGAAUACCUCGGUUGAUGGCCUUCAAGAUGACAAUAUAGAAGAAUACCUUAAUAAACAGGGUAUCAAAUCUAUGCAAGAUACUGGACCGAAAGUGAAGCCUAUCAGAAGAAAAGUCAAGAAAAGUAGACAGAGAGCCACUAAAAUCUCCGACAAUGAGCAUAUGCAACACGUGCUUCAAGACUAUGAUGCUGUAUGAUCAUUCCAGCUCUAUGGGAUAUAAAUACUACAUAUAUAUAUUUUUGCACAACAUUUAAGAGAAUGGAUUGCUUAGAAAGUAAUUAAACAUUUCUAGAACUUAAAACAG